GACGGCGUUCUCCGACUUUCAUAGGCCUCAUUGAAAGCUCGACGUGUGGCUCACUCGCGAGAUCACUUUUCCCUAAACCGACAUCCUGCAGUCCUACGGAGGUUUGGAAAUAAAACAUGGACAGGGGACUUCAGACUAAGGCCAUGGAUGUACGCAAUGUACCAGUAUAAGUGGCCCAAUUCGUUUCGCGUUCAUGGUAUCUUUGAACUUAGACCGGCGGAUUAGAAUCCCGCUGAACAACGUUGUGAGAACAUCCAUGGCGUGCUCUUCUUUGCCGCACCCCCUACUUCUUCCGCGCGCUAUUUCCUCUCAUUGCGAACCGAAGAAGGGGGCGCAUAUUGUAUCCGAACGACUCGCCUUUCGUUGAAAGGCUCAUUGAGGCUCACAUGCGAUGACUGAACCCCAGAUACUGAUGUUCAGUGACCUCCUAUGUAUGGAGUUUUUGACCUUCUACUGCGCUAGGGCUGGCAAAAAUAACUUCAUCGGUUGAAUUUUUGAAAAACGUGACGGUUUGCCCAGAAUAGGCUUGGUUCGUGUCUCUGCGUGGGGGUGCGGUGGAUAUCCAGUCGUAUGCCUAUCUUUGGAGUCCGCUUUAUUUACGUAACUCGUCAAAUCCUACGGAUCCGGGCAUCCAGUCAGGAACCUAGGCUGUUACUAAAUUCAUUAAUGAACGUUCGAUUUCCCGAUAAUAUGACCUGAUUCAGUGCUUCCUGUCAAAGUGCACCGGCGCGAAGGAUUAUUGGGUUCCGGUUUACUAUAACCCGGUGCACGUCGCACUCCCCAAUCUUUGUUCGCACUCCUCUGCCCCGCACUCCUCUGACUGUUGUCAUAGCUGUAACGAUGUUAGGCAUUCGAGAUGCUACCCAGCCUGCUGCGUUUCAUGUUACUUCGACCUUGUUUGGCCCUCUUGAUUUUCAACCACACUCUCAGGUUAUAAUGUACUUGUUUAUUGGUCUCUCGACGUUGUGGUUGGUUCUCAGAGCAUUUGGCGAUACUCGAAGGCGUAGUCUACCCCCAGGCCCACGAGGAAUCCCGAUCCUCGGGAAUGUCUUUCAGUUAACAGGAGACGUCUUUCUUACUUUUCAUAAAUGGAAAAGGAAGUUUGGGCCUUUGGUCUAUCUCAGGGCCGGUGGCCAAGAUAUACUGCUUCUCAAUACCCAUGAGGUUGCUUUUGAACUCCUCGACCGCCGUGCAGCUAUAUACAGUGGUAGACCUAAGCUGAUUGUGGCAUCCGAGCUGAUGACCGGCGGACUCUUUAUGCCCUUGCAAAGUGAUAAUGAUGCUUGGCGCAGGAUGCGACGCGCCAGCCAUGAACAUGUCGGACCUUCUGCGGUACAUCAAUAUCGCUCUACGCAGAUGAAGGAAGCCACAAUAAUGGUAGAAGGACUACUACGAGAGGCAAAUACCUGGCGCGAUGAGCUCGAGAGAAUGUCCGUUUCGUUGGCCAUGGGUGUCGUAUACAGGCAGCCAACCAUCACCUCUCUCAAGGAUCCUAGGGCGACCCAUCUGAAUGACUUCCUUCAUGAUUUCACCCUUGCUGCAUCUCCAGGUGCUCACCUAGUCGAAUAUAUCACUUGGAUGAAGUAUCUUCCUGCUUCCAUCGCUAAAUGGAAGCGCGACGCUCUUAAUCGAUACCAUCACGACUGGUUGUAUUUCAAGAAUAUGUACAUGACCGUAGAGGACCGCAUUCGCAAUGGCGAGCACAUCGCCUCCUUAGCUGCCUCCCUCAUCCGAGAUAGAAAGCAGUUGGGUUUGAGUGAGAAGGAGGCCGUUUGGACAGCCGCUGCCAUAUAUGGUGGGGGAGCCGAAACGACGAUGACGUCGUUGUCUUGGUUUUUAGUUACUAUGGUGUCACAUCCCGACAUUCAGAGGAAGGCACAAAAUGAGCUCGACGCUGUUGUCGGACAGAGACGCAUGCCUAAUUUCUCUGAUCGUGAACAUCUGCCCUACAUCGAUGCAUGCCUCCGAGAGACGUUGAGAUGGAAAGGCGUAACACCGGUGGGAGUUGUCCACCAAACUGCGGAGGAUGACUGGUACGAAGGGUACUUCAUACCGAAAGGCACUAUUUGUAUCCCGAAUCAAAGAUCUAUGAAUAGGGAUCCAGAUGUAUACGGCCCUGGUGUGAAUGAAUUUAAACCUGAACGUCAUCUCGACAAUAAUGGCAGGUUGGUUUGCCCAUUUCCUAAUACCCAUGAUGGUCAUGUUAGCUAUGGAUUUGGAAGAAGGAUAUGCGUUGGCCGUUAUAUCGCCGAUGACACGCUGUUCAUUGCUAUGGCUUCGCUACUGUGGGCUGCUACUAUUGCUCCAGUUGAGGAUGCUGAUGGCAAUCCUGUAAUGCCUGAUACCGAGGGUUAUGAGAAUCGAGGACUUGUCUUGUCUCCACUCCCUUUCGAAUGUUCUGUGAAACCUCGAUUUCCUGGAGCAGAGGAGAUCAUUUCCUAUACGAGGGAAAUGUUUGAGGAAUAAACAUGAAUCUUGGAAACUAGUAUCGAUGUACAAUGAACGACUCAAAUAAGAAAAUGCCUGCUUUGCAAACUAGGCUACCACGGCUAGUACUAUGAAUGCUAUUCUUGUGUUCCGCCUGGGAUUAUUAUUGAUUGACGUACUGCGUUUAUUCACGACCUAUCAACGUUAGCUCAGAAGGAUUUUCUCGGCAAUAGAGACGUGAUACAGGGUAGAAGACAAGUAACUAAGAGUGAAAAACUGUUGUAAUGC
Molecule: messenger RNA, 2715 nt
Organism: Somion occarium
Lineage: Eukaryota; Fungi; Basidiomycota; Agaricomycetes; Polyporales; Cerrenaceae
Source: the annotation of a GenBank genome assembly